AGCGUCCUUCAGCCGCGGGCUCUGGUCCGAUGACAGAUCCUUCCCACGGUAACACAGCGGACAUGGCCGCGUCCACCGGAGGAUCAUCCACCGCGGGCAUCCAAGGGUUCCCCAUCAUAACCGGCAGACCCCCGGAGGACAGCCCCGGUAAGGACCCGGAGCAGACCGGAGAACCGAAGAAAAAGCCGUGCAGGGCUUGUACCGACUUCAAGUCGUGGAUGAAGGUCCAGAAAACGCCACAGAUCCCAGCAGUAGCGCCACAGGCGGCCCAGGCUGAGCACGUGGAGCCCCAGCUACAGCCGGAGUGUCCGCUGGACAGGGAAGAGUUAGGGCGUAACACCUGGUCCUUCCUGCACACCAUGGCAGCUUACUACCCAGACCGGCCCUCCCCCAGACAGCAGACAGACAUGGGACAGUUCAUCAACCUCUUCUCUAAGGUCUUCCCCUGCGAGGAGUGUGCUGAGGACCUGCGCACAAGGCUGAAGACCAAUCAGCCCGACGCCAGUAGUCGCCACGCCCUCUCCCAGUGGCUGUGUGGCGUCCAUAACGACGUCAACGCUCGGCUGGGGAAGCACCAGUUUGACUGUUCCCGCGUGGAUGAGAGGUGGAGGGACGGUUGGAAAGAUGGCAGCUGUGACUGAUCAAUCCGUUGAUUCAUUACUAUACCUGGGAACUAAGAGAUACAGAAACACGUCUAUUGACAUCCUGUUUCCUGUAUGGUACCGUUUAGGGAACUGUAUGGCAUCUGAGACAGAGACUGUGUUCUGAUUGGCUACGGAUCUCUCUGCUCUGCACAGAUCUACAUGAUGGCUCACUAUCAAUCUGUUGUCCAGUGUCUUCAGAAAGUAUUCAGACCCCUGGACUUAUUCUACAUUUUGUUGUGUUACUGCCUGAAUUCAAAAUGGAUUACAUUGUUGUUGUUUUUCUCACCCAUCUACACAUAAUACCCCAUAAUGACAUCACAAUACCCCAUAAUGACAUCACAAUACCCCAUAAUGACAUCAUAAUACCCCAUAAUGACAUCACAAUACCCCAUAAUGACAUCACAAUACCCCAUAAUGACAUCAUAAUACCCCAUAAUGACAUCACAAUACCCCAUAAUGACAUCAUAAUACCCCAUAAUGACAAAAGUGAAAACAGGUUUUUAAAAAUGUUAUCAAAUGUAUUGAAAAUAAAAUACAGAAAUAUCUAAUUUACAUAAGUAUUCACACCCCUGAGUCAAUACAUGUUAGAAUCACCUUUGGCAGCGAUUACAGCUGUGAGUCUUUCUGGGUAAUUCUCUAACAACUUUGCACACCUGAAUUGCACAAUUUUUGUACAUUAUAUUUUGUGCAUGUUUUGGAAUACUCCCAGUGUCUGCUGGGAAACAGACUGAACCAGGUUUUCCUCUAGGAUUUUGUCUGUGCUUGGCUCUAAGCCGUUUCUUUUUAUCCUAAAAAACUCCCUAGUCCUUGCCGAUGACAAGCAUGCACAUAACAGGAUGCAGCCACCACCAUGCUUGACAAUAUGAAGAGUGGUACCUAGUGAUGUUGUGUU
This is a messenger RNA of Salvelinus fontinalis (brook trout), 1536 nucleotides long. RefSeq names its product FAD-linked sulfhydryl oxidase ALR-like. Gene Ontology annotation, biological process: liver development. The transcript has 3 exons. Lineage: Eukaryota; Metazoa; Chordata; Actinopteri; Salmoniformes; Salmonidae. The coding region runs from base 30 to 641 and encodes 203 amino acids. The record is from RefSeq and is a predicted model, not a curated record. Gene Ontology annotation, molecular function: flavin-dependent sulfhydryl oxidase activity; flavin adenine dinucleotide binding. Gene Ontology annotation, cellular component: mitochondrion.